Messenger RNA from Dothidotthia symphoricarpi CBS 119687, 903 nucleotides. RefSeq lists its product as uncharacterized. NCBI's taxonomy places the organism in Eukaryota, Fungi, Ascomycota, Dothideomycetes, Pleosporales, Dothidotthiaceae. Gene Ontology annotation, cellular component: cytoplasm. The transcript has a single exon. The record is from RefSeq and is a predicted model, not a curated record. The coding region runs from base 1 to 903 and encodes 300 amino acids.
AUGACAAGCUCCCCUUCCGUAGAGGAGCGCAGGAGACUUAUCUGGGCGGGCGUCUACCGUAAACUGCUCCAGUACGCCGUCCCCGACUCUCGUUUCCACUACGACUUUCUUUCCUUCACGCCCGAUUUCCGUGGUUCGUCGUCCGCUAUCGAUCGCGUCGCCGAGUUGCCGUCCUACAAAUCUGCAAAAACAAUCCUCGUGUUGCCGGACAAUAGCUUGGAGCAGCUGCGAUGCAGGGCGCUGGAAGAUGGGAAAAAAGUGCUGGUAGCGACGUAUAGGCUGCGUAGGGGCUUCGUUUUGCUCGAUCCAGCACGCAUUAGCGAUGACAGGUAUAGGCUGGCAGCAUGUCUGGACGGUAUGGAGAAAGCUGGUCGGCCUGUCACGCUCGCGCAGCUGCGAGAUGAAGGUCUCAAGGUAGACAUGUGCGUCAUUGGUGGGCUGGUGUUUAACGAAAGAGGCGUUACAAUCUGGGAGGGACAGUCGCUGUUCGAAGUGCAAUGGGCGUUGCUGCAGGACAUCGGGACUCUCGAUGCAAAGACGCUCGUCGUGGCUGUGGCGCAUACAUGUCAAGUUGUUGAUGAAGCGCAACUUGGUCUUGAGAGUAUCACACCGGGUAAAACUGGCGAGGUGCAAUGCGAUUUCGUUGUUACGUCGGAGCGGGUGAUCGAAGUUGACAGCGCAGUCAAGUCUACUGGUGGGGUGAACUUUGAUGCUGUAGAUCCAGACGCAAUCAACAGCAUCCCGCCACUACAAGAGCUCAAGGGUAUACGCAUGAUGGAGCAGAUCAUGCAGGGCGAGGGUUUUGGCCAACAGAAAGAGAAAGCGGAGCCGAAACCACCUAGUGCAGAAGAACAGAUGGGCAUCUCUUUCGUAGAGAAGCUGAUGAAGGAGUACAACUUCUGA